Molecule: messenger RNA, 2982 nt
Organism: Micropterus dolomieu (smallmouth bass)
Lineage: Eukaryota; Metazoa; Chordata; Actinopteri; Centrarchiformes; Centrarchidae
Gene: ntrk3a
Product: neurotrophic tyrosine kinase, receptor, type 3a
Exons: 13
Coding region: 1-1524 (507 amino acids)
Biological process (GO): cellular response to nerve growth factor stimulus; cell surface receptor protein tyrosine kinase signaling pathway; multicellular organism development
Cellular component (GO): signaling receptor complex; axon; plasma membrane
Molecular function (GO): neurotrophin binding; transmembrane receptor protein tyrosine kinase activity; neurotrophin receptor activity
Source: RefSeq, a predicted model, not a curated record
AUGCAUCAUUUAGAGGAGGUGGUGUUUGCCUGCGGUUGUGAGAUCCGCUGGCUGCAGCUAUGGCAACAGAGGGGAGAGGCGGGACUAAGCAGUCAACAGUUAUACUGUGCUGAUGACUACAGGAAGAUAAUGCUGCAGGAUAUGAACAUUAGCAGUUGUGACCUACCAGAUAUCAGCGUCAGCCACAGCAACCUCACAGUUGUCGAGGGUGAUCGAGUAACGGCAAUAUGUAAUGGCUCUGGAUCCCCAUUACCUGAGGUGGACUGGCCUGUCAACGGCUUGCACUCCAUCAAUGCACAAGAGGCCAGAGUCUACGACAACAACACUAUUCAUUCCAUUAACAUAACUUUGGUCAAUGUGAGCAGAGACGACAACAACUUCUUGCUAACCUGCACCGCCACCAACAUUGUGGGCAUGACCAACGCUUCCGUCCAGCUAACUGUUCACUUUCCUCCCUCCAUCGUGAAACUGAAGGAGCCAGAACGGCGGCAUGACACAUGCAUUGAGUUCACUGUUCGAGGUUCACCCCACCCGAUCUUACGGUGGUUCUACAAAGAUAAGGAAAUUACCCACACUGAGUAUGUUCGUCCUGAUAUGGAUAUUUAUCAGGACUACAUAGAGGGCUGUCUAACCUUUAAAAACCCAACACACCACAACAAUGGCAACUACACUUUGGAAGCCACCAACUACCUAGGUGUUGCCACCACUACUGUGUACGGGCACUUUCUCGACAAGCCCUUCGAUGGUCCAGAAACAGAUUAUGAUUAUGUAACCCCGACUGCAGAGACUCACAGACCUGAGGAGGAUACUUUUGGGGUCUCAAUAGCAGUAGGCCUGGCAGGGUUUGCCUGUGUGAUGCUGGUGGUUCUCUUCCUUCUCAUCAACAAGUAUGGACGACGCUCCAAGUUUGGCAUGAAAGGAAUGGACAUAUUAAGAGCUCAUGGGCCAGACGCCAUGAUCCUGGUGGAUGGACAGCCUCUGCAGACCAAUGGGGAGCUGGGUCUGUCCCAGAUGCUUCACAUAGCUAGUCAGAUUGCAGCUGGGAUGAUCUACUUGGCGUCUCAACACUUUGUGCACCGUGAUCUGGCAACCAGGAACUGCCUGGUGGGGAAUGGCCUUCUGGUGAAAAUAGGAGACUUUGGCAUGUCCAGAGACAUUUACAGCACAGAUUAUUACAGGGUGGGAGGUCACACCAUGCUGCCUAUCCGCUGGAUGCCCCCAGAGAGCAUCAUGUACAGGAAGUUCACUACAGAGAGUGACGUGUGGAGCUUCGGAGUCAUUCUGUGGGAGAUCUUCACUUACGGCAAACAGCCGUGGUUCCAGCUCGCCAAUAAUGAGGUGAUAGAGUGCAUUACUCAGGGCAGGGUACUGGAGCGCCCCAGGCUCUGUCCCAAGGAAGUCUACGAUAUUAUGCUGGGCUGCUGGCAGAGGGAGCCACAACAGCGUCUCAACAUUAAGGACAUUCAGAAGAUGCUGUUUACACUGAUGAAAGCCACACCAGUCUAUCUGGACAUACUGGGAUAGAAAUGGAUAUGAGUAGAAAAGAAUGGGAUCAUCACUGGAGUAGAAAUUAGUUCAUUGAAUCAGAAGGAAAUGGAUUGCCUUGGAAAGGAUGUCUGGCCUGGGCUCACAGCAUAGUCUGUGAUGGAACCAUGUGAAUGUGGAUUAGGAAUGGACCGUAGCUUGCAUCUAACUGCCUGACAUAAUUACAUUGAAAUGAACUAACUAAAGUGGAGUGAUGCGUGUUUAACUGGAUUGGAAUGAACUGGAUUACAUUACACUGUAUCACAUUAUAAAUGUCUUGGACCUUACCUAAAUGGCCAGUUUUGCUCCUUUUUGAUGAACUCAUGACCAAAAAGACUUGGCUCUGAACUAUGGACUGCGUCAAACUGGACUGAACUGGAUGAACCUGAUUGUUCUGGUUUGGUAUGGUUUAGGUUUCUUAAUAAUUUAGGUACUAUCAUUUCCUAGCCUAUGCAUCCUCACUUCACCCUGUCUAAAUCAGUGCAGCCUUGGUUCUAUCCAAGUCUUGAUGAAGCUUGACCUAGUUUGGUAGAGUCUGACUCGGCUUGACUAUAUUUAAAAUAGCCUGUCCUAGAUUAUAUUUUACUUGUCUUGGGCUUGCCAUUAUAAGUGUUUAUGGCAAACGUUCAAGAACAUCUUCAUCAUUAUGAUGACUCCCUACAGUUUUGAAUACUACACAUCUUAAUUAAAUCUGUUUGGGUUAAAAUUCUAAUUAUAUUAAUGACCUACUUGACAGUUGUCUGCUUCUGAUGGAGGUUUUCAUUCCAAAGUCAAGAUCAUUAUCUUUGAUUGGUGGUUCUUAAUAAAACCAGAGAGGAUGCGUACUGCUGCAUCAUUUCAUUGUGGAACCUCUGUUGGCAAGACUACAGCUGAAAGUAGCAGUAUUCUUGUGGCUCCAACCAAGACAGCAAUCUAUAUAAUCUAAAAAUAGCCAGGCAGUUCUGGUUAAAUGUUAAGGGAAUGCACUGUUCCCGUGAACAUCUCUAGGACAGGUUUCAUUUUUCGACACUGUUCAUUGAAACAUAGAGGAAGUGGGUCAACAAGAAAAGACAGCUUGCAUAAAUCAAACAUGUCAUGUGCAGCAGCCACUGUGUUUCUAAGUGCUAGUCCAAAGUCAGCACGCUUAACGUUUUCAUCUGCAAAAGCUUCAUAGCUACACCUUCUAUUCCUGGUCUCAUGUUAGCCCACUGAGCUGUUCACAUCUGCAAGAACCUAACCAGACCUUCCAAACCUGAGCCUGGAAGUGUGGCCUGGUGACUGUCUGUCACCACUGAGAUGGACCUAAGUGCCUCCUACUUCUUUCUAAACACUGGGAAGUCAAAAAAAUAGUCUUUCAAAAUAAGAGCACUUUUACAUUUUGUUUACCUGCUUAAAAAAUGUACGCUAGCUGUAAACUUUCCUCAUUUUUCUUAUAAACAACCCUACUUUCAGCACUCUAUGUAUGGCAAAAAAAACAAA